UUUUUUUUUUGUGUGUGUGUUUGAGUUAUAUAACAAGCUUUUCUUAUGCAAAUUAAAAAUAAUUUGUCUACUAUGGCACAUGUUUAAAUUUAUUCACAACCGAGGCUGUCUCCUCUGUUCUUAACGUCAACAGUCUUUUAUCUGAAAUAAAUAUUCCUGGCUACCUCUGAAGUACUUCAUAAUGCAUUUAUAAAAUGUUUGGGAGUCAGUGAGGUCAGUAACAGAUUAACAUCUAAACGCGUUGAAUACUGUGGAGAGUAACAUCUCAAACUGUGUUUAUAAGGUUCUCUUCUAAACUUCCCCCUCAUACUCACCUAAAAUCAGAGUCUUUUUGGCUAAUCGCGAUGCUUGACUGCAAUUACCUUGUCCUGUUCAUGAUCACCAUUGGUUUGCAUUCAGUCUUUUAUGGCUGAAGAAACAGGUAUAAUCUUCCUAAAUGACAAGUUAAUGCGCUCAGGUAAUUUAUCUGAAUUGCAGUUUGGCAUGCUGGGUCUCCAUUUCCAAGAGCGAACAAUGCCAGUACUAAUGUCUAAGAAAAAUGCUGUCUGUCUUGAAAAUUCUGUUGCUUUCAAGGACUGGACAGCAGGCUGACAGCAGAGGAAAAUACUUGCUAUAGAAGUAGAUAAGUUUUCCAGAAGAGUGAAUGCUUGUGAGAGGCUUUUGGUCCUUUUCUGGACACAGGAGGAAAUGAGUCAGGAUGUUUUGCAUAUAUGAUGUUGUUGGCAAGGGAGAGGAAGAAGUUUUCAGCAAGUGACUCCAUAAUUCUGAAGGGACAGAAAUUCCACUAUGAAAUAAAUGUCCUGACAGCUUAUCUGCAAAUUUAAGAGCUUGCCCAAACUUUUCUUUGUGUUCUGCAGAACACGCACAAUAUUAUGAGGAAGGUCUUAAAUUCAGUGUAAUGUGCAAGUGCCAUUCACAGAGGAUAAACAACUUUGGAGUCCAGAAAUGGAAAAUCCUGAAGUGGCUGUGAGCAGCUGCAGUGCUCACGAUGAUGAAAAGCUUUGCAGCUACAGACGGCACAUGUCAGUAUCACAGGAGGAACUUUUGGAAGACCAGCUGAGAAGGAAGCUGAAAUUCUUCUUCAUGAACCCAUGUGAGAAAUUCUGGGCCCGAGGCAGGAAACCUUGGAAGCUUGGGAUUCAGCUACUCAAAAUAGCAAUGGUUACUAUUCAGCUGGUAGUUUUUGGAUUGAGCAAUCAAAUGGUGGUUGCCUUCAAAGAAGAGAACACUGUUGCAUUCAAACAUCUCUUCUUGAAAGGAUACAUGGACAGAACGGAUGACACCUAUGCUGUAUACACACAAACAGAUGUCUAUGACCAGAUAUUCUUUGCAAUAAACCAGUACUUACAGCUGCCCAACAUUUCUGUUGGAAACCAUGCUUAUGAGAAGAGGGGAGCGGAAGAGACAGCUUUGGCUGUGUGUCAGCAGCUCUACAAGCGAGGAACCAUCUGUCCUGGAAAUGACACCUUUGAUAUAGACCCAGAGAUUGUGACUGACUGCUUGUACAUUGAGCCAAUGAUGCCGUUAGACAACACAACAGUGGGAAAGCACAAUUUGAAUUUCACUCUGGAUUUCCACAGACUGGUGACAGUGCAGCUCAUGUUCAACCUGAAGGCAAUCAAUCUCCAGACCGUUCGUCACCACGAGCUCCCUGACUGUUAUGAUUUCACUCUGACGAUAGUGUUUGAUAAUAAAGCACAUAGUGGAAGAAUUAAAAUAAGUCUAGACAACGACAUAGCGAUCAGGGAAUGUAAAGACUGGCAUGUUUCUGGAUCAAUACAAAAGAACACUCAUUACAUGAUGAUCUUCGACGCUUUUGUUAUAUUGACUUGUCUGGCCUCAUUGAUCCUUUGCACACGGUCAGUGGUUAAAGGAAUUCGACUCCAAAGGGAAUUUGUAAGCUUUUUCCUGUAUUAUUAUAAGAAAGAAGUAUCUUUCAGUGAUCAAAUGGAAUUUGUCAACGGAUGGUACAUCCUGAUUAUGGUUAGCGAUGUCUUAACUAUUGUUGGAUCAACUCUAAAGAUGGAGAUACAAGCCAAGAGUCUGACAAGUUAUGAUGUCUGUAGCAUACUCCUAGGAACAUCCACUAUGCUUGUGUGGCUUGGAGUCAUUCGCUACCUAGGUUUCUUUCAGAAGUAUAAUCUUCUCAUCCUAACACUGCGAGCAGCAUUACCCAAUGUAAUGAGGUUCUGCUGUUGUGCUGCUAUGAUCUACCUGGGCUAUUGUUUCUGUGGAUGGAUUGUACUGGGACCAUACCAUGUGAAGUUUCGCUCUCUGAACAUGGUUUCCGAAUGUCUUUUUUCACUGAUCAAUGGAGAUGACAUGUUUGCCACCUUUGCAAAAAUGCAGCAGAAAAGUUACUUGGUCUGGUUAUUCAGUAGGAUCUACCUCUACUCCUUCAUCAGUCUGUUCAUCUAUAUGGUGCUGAGUCUCUUCAUUGCACUCAUUACAGAUACCUAUGAAACCGUCAAGCACUACCAGCACGAUGGUUUUCCGGAGACAGAACUUCAGAGAUUUGUAUCACAGUGCAAAGACUUACCAAACUCUGGCAGGUACAGGUUAGAGGAUGAGAGUUCUGUAUCUCUCUUCUGUUGUUGUAACGGUCCCAGUGAACAUGUUUAAUGGGGAUUUCUAUCAUGGAGGCUUUAAAGCAGCACGCAUUUCAAGACCUGGAUGGUGGAGCUGGUGGAAAAUCAUAUACCUAAAGCCUGAAUUUUGCUUUUCUCAAAAAAACAGUGUAAGCCUGUGGCAGAAGCUUGCGAUAAACUUACAGUCUUUCUGAUUAGGCACUCCCACUGCUAGUUCAGGGGUUUGGGGGGGUUGCGGUUUUGAUUAGAUUUGUUCUAUUUGUUUCCUCAGUUAAAUUGUGCUAGAAUGCAAAGGGCAUUAAAAAGCUGUCUGUGUUCAGAGACUUGGCUAGAUUAUGUGAGUAGACUAGAAAUGCAGUAACUUUCAACUCUCUGUAGAAAUAGUGCUGGACAACUGCAACUUUGAACACCAACCUAGCCAUUGGUACUCCAGGCAUUAUCUAGCUACGGCUGACCCUGCACUGAAUGAAUGAAAGCUCGCUCUAGAGCCCUCAGCAUUUUUUAUUUAUCUACAUUCACAGUAAAAAAAAAA
Egretta garzetta (little egret) is the source of this 3120-nucleotide messenger RNA. It is a transcript of the gene MCOLN3, whose product is annotated as mucolipin 3. The record is from RefSeq and is a predicted model, not a curated record. Gene Ontology annotation, cellular component: lysosomal membrane; plasma membrane. Bases 946 to 2622 code for a protein of 558 amino acids. Gene Ontology annotation, molecular function: NAADP-sensitive calcium-release channel activity. NCBI's taxonomy places the organism in Eukaryota, Metazoa, Chordata, Aves, Pelecaniformes, Ardeidae. The transcript is spliced from 14 exons.